Argiope bruennichi is the source of this 958-nucleotide messenger RNA. RefSeq names its product peroxiredoxin-6-like. NCBI's taxonomy places the organism in Eukaryota, Metazoa, Arthropoda, Arachnida, Araneae, Araneidae. Gene Ontology annotation, molecular function: peroxiredoxin activity. Gene Ontology annotation, biological process: cellular oxidant detoxification; cell redox homeostasis. The coding region runs from base 150 to 812 and encodes 220 amino acids. The transcript has 6 exons. The record is from RefSeq and is a predicted model, not a curated record. Gene Ontology annotation, cellular component: cytosol; mitochondrion.
AAUGUCCUCAAGAUUUUGAAUCGCUUUAAAAGACCAGUUCCGCUUGUAUUCAGUUGCUGUUGGAUUCUGCCGGCGCUGCUGUUCAGUUUGAUUGGGUUAAUUGUUGUAUCCUGUUUCAGAAUUGGGAUAUAAUUCUAAGCGAUACGAAAAUGGUGAAUUUAGGAGAUGUUUUUCCAGAUUUUUCUGCUGAAACAACUAUCGGAACCAUAAAAUUUCAUGAAUGGAUUGGAGAUUCAUGGGCCAUUUUAUUUUCUCAUCCAGCUGAUUUUACACCUGUUUGCACAACAGAGCUUGGAGAAGUUGCUAAGCUCGCUCCGGAAUUUGAAAAACGAAAUGUAAAGUUAAUUGCACUCUCUUGUGAUGAUGUUCUCAGCCAUACAAAAUGGAUUGAGGAUAUCAAGGCUUAUGCUUGUUUGAAGGGUGAGGGAUUUCCAUUUCCCAUCAUAGCAGAUGAGAAAAGAGAAAGAGCUGUUCAGUUGGGUAUGCUGGAUCCUGAUGAGAAAGAUAAAGCUGGUUUACCUUUGACUUGUCGAGCUUGUUUUAUCAUUGGACCUGACAAGAAGCUGAAACUUUCUAUUCUGUAUCCAGCUACUACUGGAAGAAAUUUUACUGAAAUUUUAAGAGUUGUGGAUUCUCUUCAGCUUACUAUGAAUAAAAAGGUCGCUACCCCUGUCAACUGGACUGAAGGAGGUGAUUGCAUGGUAUUGCCAUCCAUCAAACAAGAAGAACUGGCAACUCUUUUCCCCAAGGGUGUCACAGUGAAAGAAAUGCCUUCUGGAAUUCCAUAUUUGCGCUUCACCCCACAGCCUUAAAAAUGCUACAGUCACAACUUGAGAUUGUAAAAGGAUUUAUACUUAUGAUAAUGUUACUCUUGCAUUUGAAAUAUAAAUCUUAAUUUUAGAAACUAUUUUUGCAUUUACCAUUGUGUUAAUAAAGGAAUUUGUUUCUCUUGUUCUAA